Messenger RNA from Pterocles gutturalis (yellow-throated sandgrouse), 1989 nucleotides. It is a transcript of the gene FNBP1L, whose product is annotated as formin binding protein 1-like. Gene Ontology annotation, molecular function: protein binding. Gene Ontology annotation, biological process: signal transduction. The transcript has 13 exons. Lineage: Eukaryota; Metazoa; Chordata; Aves; Pterocliformes; Pteroclidae. The annotation marks the transcript as partial. The record is from RefSeq and is a predicted model, not a curated record.
AAAUCUGGUUAAGAAGUACUGUCCUAAACGUUCACCCAAAGAUGAGGAACCCAGGUUUACUUCAUGCAUUGCCUUUUUUAACAUCCUUAAUGAGUUGAAUGACUAUGCAGGACAACGAGAAGUAGUUGCAGAAGAAAUGGGACACAGAGUAUAUGGAGAAUUGAUGAGAUACUCUCAUGAUCUAAAAACUGAGAGAAAAAUGCAUCUUCAGGAAGGGCGAAAGGCUCAGCAAUAUUUGGACAUGUGCUGGAAACAGAUGGAUAAUAGCAAAAAGAAAUUUGAGAGAGAAUGCAGAGAGGCAGAGAAGGCGCAGCAAAGCUACGAAAGACUGGACAAUGACACUAAUGCGACAAAGGCUGAUGUUGAGAAGGCAAAGCAACAGUUAAACCUGCGCACGCAUAUGGCUGAUGAAAACAAAAAUGAAUACGCUGCACAACUACAGAAUUUUAAUGGAGAACAGCACAAACACUACUACAUUGUCAUUCCUCAGAUUUAUAAGCAACUUCAAGAAAUGGAUGAAAGAAGGACUAUCAAACUUAGUGAAUGUUACAAAGGCUUUGCUGACUCUGAGCGGAAGGUUAUUCCAAUUAUCUCUAAAUGUUUAGAAGGGAUGAUUCUUGCAGCGAAAUCAGUUGAUGAACACAGAGACUCUCAACUAGUGAUAGACUGCUUCAAAUCUGGUUUUGAACCUCCUGGAGAUUUUCCAUUUGAAGAUUACAGUCAGAAUAUUUACAGAACUAUCUCUGAUGGAACCAUCAGCACACCAAAGCAGGAAGGAAUGAGAAUUGAUUCAAAAACUACAGUGGGCAAGGCUAAAGGAAAGCUGUGGCUAUUUGGAAAGAAGCCAAAGGGCCCUGCACUAGAAGACUUCAGCCAUCUCCCUCCCGAACAAAGACGCAAGAAACUGCAACAGAGAAUCGAUGAACUCAACAGAGAACUACAGAAGGAAACAGACCAAAAAGAUGCCCUCAUCAAGAUGAAGGAUGUUUAUGAAAAAAAUCCCCAGAUGGGUGAUCCAAGCAGUUUGCAACCAAAAUUAACUGAGACUAUGAGCAACAUGGACCGUCUUCGGAUGGAAAUACACAAGAAUGAGGCCUGGCUCUCUGAAGUUGAAGGUAAAGUAGCAGCCAGAAGUGACAGGCGGCACAGCAGUGACAUCAACCACCUUGUAACACAGGGCAGAGAGAGCCCUGAAGGGAGUUACACAGAUGAUGCCAAUCAGGAAGUUCGAGGCCCAACCCAGCAACAUGCACAUCCAAAUGAGUUUGAUGAUGAGUUUGAAGAUGAUGAUCCAUUACCAGCUAUAGGACAUUGCAAGGCAAUAUAUCCGUUCGAUGGUCAUAAUGAAGGCACUCUAGCAAUGAAAGAAGGGGAAAUUUUGUACAUUAUUGAGGAGGACAAAGGAGAUGGGUGGACAAGAGCUCGAAGACAUAAUGGAGAGGAAGGCUAUGUGCCAACAUCAUAUAUAGAUGUAACGCUAGAGAAAAACAGCAAAGGUUCCUGAAGCGGGUUUCUGAGAAAAUGGGCGAGAUCUUGAAGGAGGUUACAUGCAGCCGCUGGGGCGGGGGGGGGGGGAAAAAAAAGGAUUAGACUGGGAGGCCCAGGGGGAAAAGCUAGUUGCAUGAAUGCAUGCAGACAUACAUUUAGUCACUAACAUCUUAGCAUCUCCAUACAUAGGUAAGGAUGUAUUACAAAUUCUUCAAUUUGUGCAGGAAAUUAAGAGUUCCACUACCAGAGUAAAAAGGCUACUGCUCCUAAAAUUGCUUUAUUUUCAUUGUCCUAGGUUGUUCCAGAUGCACAAACUAUAUUUCAGCUUGUGCUAUGUUUUGGUUAUCUCAAUUAUGCUCUUUUCCAACUCAUUUUAAUGGGCAGUCGUUUAUAACCGUAUGUCAGUUAUCAGUCUGCCUGUGCCACCUCCAUGCUCGCCCUUAACCUCUUCCUGCAUGCCUAGGACAGUCAGGCUUGUCUGCAUAACACUUUGCCGUCAUU